This is a messenger RNA of Brassica rapa (field mustard), 486 nucleotides long. RefSeq lists its product as uncharacterized. NCBI's taxonomy places the organism in Eukaryota, Viridiplantae, Streptophyta, Magnoliopsida, Brassicales, Brassicaceae. Gene Ontology annotation, molecular function: zinc ion binding; nucleic acid binding. The record is from RefSeq and is a predicted model, not a curated record.
AUGCAAGUCCUCCUUGUAGCGGAGCAGAAUAAUCAACUCUUGACUUUAAACCAUCAAGCUCGUCCCACUGGAUCUGCUCGAUUCCCUGAAGCGAAUGUUGCAUCAUCCAGUUAUGAUAAUAGAAGAGGACGAGGUCGUGGACGUGGUGGAAACCGUUAUCAUGGUCGUGGAAGAGGACGAGGAAGAAGAUUCCGUCCCUAUGAUGAAAGAAAUAAUAAAGACUUCCACGAAAUUGAAAGGAAUAAAAAGGGCCAGGAUGAUAAAAGGCAAACGGGAAAGGUUUGCUACAGAUGCGGCAUCAAAGGUCAUUGGGUACGUACCUGUCAUACACCAAAACAUUUAGCCGAUCUGUAUAGAGAAUCCCAAAAGGGAAAAGAGAAAGGAAGAGGUGAAACUAACUUCAUCUCUGAUGAACCUGGGCCAUCCUUUCAUGGUUUAAACGAUGAUACUCAUCUCGGCGUAUCGGACUUUCUGGUUGAGCCAUAG